AUGGUUCAAGUACCAAACCAGCUAGUCGGCGCGCCAACUGGAACCAACGUUACGCUGGUCUGCCUCGUCGAAGCUUCCCCGAAGGCCAUUAAUUAUUGGACACGCGAAUCAGGCGAGAUGAUAAUUAGCAACCACAAAUACUCGAUGUCGGAGUUGAAGACGUCCGUGUACAGUGUACAGAUGCGGCUGGUGAUCAUGAAUCUACAGAAGCAGGAUCUCGGUGGUUACAAGUGCAUCUCGAAGAACUCGAUCGGCGACGCGGAGGGGAACAUUCGACUUUACGGUGAGUAAGUUUUCACAGACGACGCGUUUACGAGAGUCACAAAAGUCCCGGCUCCGAGAGCUUCCCGACUUCUUCCACCAUCUCUCUGUUCACCUUUUUCUACCUGUCGCGAAACAAUUUUUCUUAACGUUGCAACCUGCACUUACACUUCGGCGUUGGCGAUUUGAUGAAAAACGUUCGAUUUCGUUAAAGAAGCACUAAUGGAAGAGCAGCAAAAUUCGCUGGAAUGUAGAACUUCCAGUGUUAUUAGUAAUGAAGCAGAAAAACGAAGAUAA
Heterotrigona itama is the source of this 558-nucleotide messenger RNA. NCBI's taxonomy places the organism in Eukaryota, Metazoa, Arthropoda, Insecta, Hymenoptera, Apidae. The record is from the annotation of a GenBank genome assembly.